Messenger RNA from Prunus armeniaca (apricot), 1104 nucleotides. Lineage: Eukaryota; Viridiplantae; Streptophyta; Magnoliopsida; Rosales; Rosaceae. The record is from the annotation of a GenBank genome assembly.
AUGGCAAUGUCCAAAGGCGAGCUUAUCCCAGAAAUAAACAUGGAAUCUGUGCAGACUGUGACACCGUUGAGAAUAACGGAGCCACGACAAGCACGCCAAGUGUUGACGGCAGACCCUAUCGGUUCGGGAAUAUUCAGGCAUUGCCUGCACAUCCUUCUUUACCACGCAAAGGCAAGCCAAGAUGAUGCUCGUUGGUUUCAUGUUGGAUGGCUCAAGGAGUCACUGGCAAGGGCCUUGUUGGAGCAACCAAUAUUAGCUGGUCGGUUUCGAGAAGGAGAUGAAUUGAUGGAGAUUGUGUCAAAUGACAGUGGCAUUAGACUUCUUGAGACAAGGAUCCCAACUUCCUUGUCUGAGUUUCUUGAUUUCAGGGGCAGCAGAGGCAGAAAGGAUGCAGAAGCUGAGCUUGUGUUUUGGAAAGAUAUUGAUGAACAAAAUCCUCAGUACUCCCCACUUGUUUAUGUUCAGGUGACCAAUUUCCAGUGUGGAGGAUGCUCAAUAGGAAUUAGCUGCAGCCUUCUUCUGGCAGACAUUUUGUUGAAGGAAAACUUCAUCAAGAAAUGGGCUGACAUCCACAACAAUAUGCUUUCAAAAGAUGAUCUGCCUGCAGCACCAAUGUAUUAUUUCCCUAACACUAAAAAAUGUACUGAUAGCUCCCCCACUAGCAUAUUUAGCUCUAAUACUAGCGAAAAGUCUAGCCAAACUAUGAUUUUCACUAUCCCGGGGGAGCAUGUGAAUUCGGAGAAUGAUUAUGCAUUGCAAUUUUGUGUUGAAGAAGCAGAGCGCAAGUUUGGUACCAAAAUGGCUUCCAAGUGGUCCUUGUUUUUGAAGACCAAGUCCUGCAAUUCAAUCAAGGUUGAGAACUUUCCAAAAGAUGGACUUAUUAAGCCGAAAUCAGGCCUUCAGAGUCAAAUUGCAGCAGCAAUCUGGGAUGAUUUUGGCACAAAUGACGUCGAAUUUCGCAAAGGGAAAAAGCCUGCUCUUGUUUCGUAUUGGAUCGGAUUCGUUUCCGGUGGACUCGUCAUGGCAAUGCCAUCAGCUGAUCAAAAGGGUUGCCCUGAUGAAGUGAAAGUGAUUGUCACAGUUCCUUAUCAGGAUGAAUUCUAG